GGCUGGGUAUUUCCUUUUAAUUUAUCUCGUACAUGUAUAGACCGCCAUUGGCAGGAAAUCAGAGAUACAUAUAAGAAUGGACCACAUUCCCCGUCUAUCAGAGGUCCUUUAUGUCGGUCUGUGUCGUAAGAUAGGGACAGCGACAGAAGUGGCCAUCAAAAGGGACGUGAUGGACAUGGAGGACAUGAUAAAGAAACCUGUUUAUAAUCAUGUAGGAUGUACUGAGAUGAAGAGUGGGAGCUAUAGAGAGGGAUUUAGAUUGACAUCAUCUGACAUAGAUCAAAUGCUCUGGUUGUGUAAUUAUAAAUUAAUAACUGAUAUUUCCCAGUCUUGGCUUUAUAAUACAACAAAACAUAUAUUUGUGCUAAUGGAAGAUUCUGAUACACCGCCAGGAUUUGUCAGAUUACGCCUCCUGACACCAACACGAGACAACAUCACGACAUCUUGUCUAGUUCUCUGUAAUGAUGGCAGUUAUAUAUCUAGUCGUCAGUGGAGAGAAACUUAUUUUGAAUUCCUGAAUCAGAAAAGUCACAACAUUGAAACUUUAAACAUUCAUGGUCCUUGCAGUAGUGGUUUCCAUCGAUCUGUCGAAUUCGACGAAGUUUUGUGUUUAGCCUCUUUUCCAUGGCCAAAACUAUUAGGAAAUUUGAUUGACAGAGGACAUACCUGGCCGUCUGCAUCUGUGUUGGUAAAAAUUCUAAAAAAUAAAUGUCACUGUGUGCCUAUCGGAAGUAAAGUUGGGUCGCCUCAUAACGAACUGGAAUGGAGAUUAUCGUUUUCCCAAGCCGAACAACAACUAGUAUGUAGCAUGAAUCAUACACAAUUUUUAUGCUACGGACUUUUGAAAAUAUUUUUGAAGGACGUCAUCAAUUUUAGCGAGGUUCCAUUACUCUGUUCAUAUUUCAUGAAAACCACAAUGUUCUGGAUGAUUCAAUUAGGUCACAUUAAAUGGUUCCCAAACAACUUACUAGAUUGCUUUUGGAGGUGUUUCAAAUAUCUCAUACAUUGUGUUUAUCGAGAAGAUUUUCCAAACUUUUUUAUUCCACAGAACAACAUGUUUAUGAACAAAAUUGUUGGUGAUGCACGUGAAUCUCUUUUACAACAGCUUUAUCAGCAUUACAGAAUGGGCGUGUCAUGUUUACUGCUGAGUCCGACACUCAGAUCAAUCCUAGAACCAGCUCUCAGUAGCCCGUCUUUAGAAAUACCUGCUGCUGAGGGAGAUUUUAUGAGUGUUGUAGAUUUAGAUUUUUGUGGCAUGACUGAAAUAUCUAAAUUAUUUUUUUCUGUUCAUCACAUAUUGGUUUCUUAUCUUUAUCUAAAAUCAAUUGACACACUAUCCCGGUUAUCACUCUCACCACAUCAGUUGUUAACAUUACAGUACAGUACUGCUCAGACACUUGUUCGUUUAGCUUUCAUAAUGACGAACAAUACUUCAUGUUGCACACAUAAAAACAUCUAUAACUUAGAUAUGAUAAUCUGUGGCAUGUUAAAAAUGGCAGCAAGAUUAGGUCAUGUGUCUUAUUUACUUUAUCUUGGAUUGUAUUAUUACAGAACAGGAAGAUAUAAAAAGACACUACACAUCACUUGUAUCACGAAACAAGGACUAUCACAGUCCUUUCUUAUGUAUAAUGAAACUGUUGAUAGACAAAGGUACAAUGAAGUUGUAGGUAAUCUGCCAUUGUCUCGAAGAAUGAAGAUAGCCUGGGUAUACCAUGUGUUUUUAUUUAAAAAUAUCCCCUGUAUUGAAGAAUUAUGUUUCGAACAGUUGGUGAAUCAACAAAAAGGAGGGCCGUUCCUAGUUGUAUCACCAUUUGUUAUAGUAGAGAUGUUGUCUGUGUUAUCUCACUACAGACUAGGUAACAGAUCUCCGUGUUUACAGUCACUGACAGACCUACAGACAUUGAUGCUCUACGAUGAUGGGACAUAUGCGCCUUUGGAACUCAGAGACCUAUCCUGGCAGAUACUAGGAAUCUGUCAGCAUGUUGUGGGAGACUUACACGGGGCGUUACGGUCUUUUGAAGAUUCGCUCAAACAGGAACCAUUCCAUAGAAUAAAAGAAGCUACAGAUUUUAGAAUAAAAUGUGUUAAACAACAAUUACAAAGAAAUGGACAGUUGUAAAGAUUGAUAUUUCGAUGUUUCUAUCUUAAUUUAAGGAACUGAAGACCAGGAAGUGGCAUUUGUACCAUGAAAUUUUAAAGAACACUGAUAAAACUUAACUGUUUAAAGAUAAUUUGCCCUCAAAUUAAAGUAGACUGGUAAUCUGAUAUAAUGAUAUGUUUAUAUUUUGAAAAAAAUCUUCCAAAAACAAUAAAAGGACAAAAGAAUUCUGUAUUCUCAUCAAUUUUUUUUCAUUACUAUUUCAUAUGAUUAUAAUAAUAACUUUCUUUAAUCAUUCUCUUAA
Messenger RNA from Saccostrea cuccullata (small rock oyster), 2402 nucleotides. RefSeq lists its product as uncharacterized. The transcript is spliced from 2 exons. Bases 77 to 2119 code for a protein of 680 amino acids. The record is from RefSeq and is a predicted model, not a curated record. Lineage: Eukaryota; Metazoa; Mollusca; Bivalvia; Ostreida; Ostreidae.